AUGGCUAUCAUGAACAUGAGCUGUAAUGAUUGCUGGAUCCAAGGAACAAAUCAUAGUGACCUUUUAACUCGACAGACCUCAGCAGUAGAGACAAAACUUUUGGUUGCUAUGUUAAGCUUCACUAUAGUAACGGACAUAAUUGGAAAUGGUUUGGUGAUUUUUUCAGUUCUGAGAACCAAAAAGCUAAGAAAUUCUGGCAAUGUUUUUGUCAUCAGCUUGUCAAUUGCUGACCUCAUUGUUGCUCUUUAUCCCUAUCCUGUAGAUCUGAUUGCCAUUUUCAAUGAAAUGUGGACACUUGGAGCUAUGCACUGUAAAUUAAGUGGAAUCGUCCUCAGCUUAGGUGUCAUUGGUUCUGUUUAUAGCAUUACAGCCAUAGCAGUUAACCGGUACUGUUGUAUUUGUCACAGUAGCACAUACGACAAGCUAUACAGUAGGAAGAACACCUAUUGUUAUUUUGGCAUUCUUUGGAUCCUUACGAUCAUAGUCUUGCUGCCCAUCAUCUUUGUUGAUGCUUUGCAAUAUGACCCACAUGUAUAUGCAUGCACAUUUAUACAGAGUGUUAAUGCAUCAUGUGCCAUGUUUGUAGCUGUUAUCCACUUUAUUGUUCCAGUUUCAGUCAUCAUCUUCUGUUACUCAAGCAUUUGGAUCUUACUUAUUCGGGUCAAGUACCGAGUCCGGCAGGACAGCAAGCAGAAAUUGAAACCUUCAGAAGUACGAAGUUUUCUGACUAUGUUUACAGUGUUUGUGAUUUUUCUUAUUUGUUGGGGUCCAUUUAGUGUUAAUAGCUUGAUUUUAGGCUUCCAUCCUCCUGGAAGAACACCAGAAGUGCCUAAUUCAUUAUAUGUACUAAGUUAUUAUAUUGCCUAUUUUAAUAGUUGCCUUAGUGGUAUUAUUUAUGGAAUUAUGAACAAAAAUUUUCGACAGGAAUACAAAAAAAUACUUGCAAUGUUAUGUUUACCAGCACUGAAGUGCAAGAAGACAUCUUAG
This is a messenger RNA of Protopterus annectens (West African lungfish), 987 nucleotides long. RefSeq names its product melatonin receptor type 1C-like. NCBI's taxonomy places the organism in Eukaryota, Metazoa, Chordata, Ceratodontiformes, Protopteridae. Gene Ontology annotation, molecular function: melatonin receptor activity. Gene Ontology annotation, cellular component: membrane. Gene Ontology annotation, biological process: G protein-coupled receptor signaling pathway. The record is from RefSeq and is a predicted model, not a curated record. The transcript is spliced from 2 exons. The coding region runs from base 1 to 987 and encodes 328 amino acids.